Xylona heveae TC161 is the source of this 1130-nucleotide messenger RNA. RefSeq lists its product as hypothetical. The record is from RefSeq and is a predicted model, not a curated record. Lineage: Eukaryota; Fungi; Ascomycota; Xylonomycetes; Xylonales; Xylonaceae. The transcript is spliced from 2 exons. Bases 197 to 931 code for a protein of 244 amino acids.
GGUCAAGCUGUGCCUCUAUUAUCACAGCGAGACUGCACAGUUGGGCUUUACCGACACCUGAGUCAGAGAUAGCCGCCCAAAUCAGGGCGACCUGGCGAACCGGACUAUUUAAGACACCUAAACUCCGCCAUUAUUGACUCUCUGCUCCUUUAUUCCCCGCAUCCGUAGUGUGCCCAUCAUUGUUCUUUGAUGCAAGAUGGACAUUUUACAAAUCAUCAAGACGACUCUUGCGGCUCUCAAAAACGCAGAUAUUCCUGCAUGUCUGGUUGGAGAAAUAGCACUGAAUUACUACAAUGUACCAAGGGUUGUGCAUGAUAUCGAGAUCUGCAUACCUGAGAAUUCCCUGUCUCCAGCAGUAUCUGUUUUAUGCUCGAAAAAUAUGUUCAAGCUUGAGAUAAAGGAAGAUUACGAUCUCUUCACAGAGUAUAAAAGAGGGUUUCCCCGGCUUCUGGCGACAUCGGUGACGACGCUAUCAUACGCAGUCAUUCUUUUCUCCGAUACAUAUUUUGGCCUGAAUCCUCUCGACAGAAACAUUGUUUGCCAAGACGAGACACGUUCCUUUACUACAUACAGCCGUCAGAUCUUGGAUUUGGUUUCUAAAGAUGACAUCAAGUAUAUCCCUGUACCACGGCUGCCACCUUUUUUCAUUGGUCUUUGUCGGAGAUUUUUAGAAUCAAAUGAUGGUAUGGCGAGGAUUGCUGCGGAGCAAUUACUGGAUGGGAUGGAUUUGGAUGAGGAGUGGGUCAAGGCGAAUAUCAUCAGCGCCCAACCUCAAGUGCUCGAAUUAGCCAUGACGCUGAUAUGCGAAAAGUCAUCGUGCAAUGAUGAGUUUUUGGACCACGAUGUGACGUGUUUUGUUGCAGAUAAAGAGGAAGCAGAGCGACUCCGACGGAUUCCGGGAUCUGGAUUCCAGAUCAUAGCCUCCCGGUAAUUUUAUCUGCUCACAAUCAAAGAAUUUAGUUUGCUGUUUUUUUAACGUUUCGCAUCGAGGAUGGCAAAUUGGAGGAGCGUAUGUCACAUUUCGGAAAAAGACGACUUCAAGAAACCGCUGCUCACGCGGCUGAUACAUCCCUCCCAAAACCAAUAGGCGCUUGUAUUAACACCAUGAUUGGUCAACAAACAGACCCCCC